This is a messenger RNA of Tripterygium wilfordii, 1891 nucleotides long. Its product is annotated as BTB/POZ domain-containing protein At1g63850-like. Lineage: Eukaryota; Viridiplantae; Streptophyta; Magnoliopsida; Celastrales; Celastraceae. Bases 86 to 1501 code for a protein of 471 amino acids. The transcript has 2 exons. The record is from RefSeq and is a predicted model, not a curated record.
CAGAAAAAAAGCUCGACCUCCCUCCUUCCUCUGAUACUUCCGCGAUUGAUCCAAAAUCUCUUUGCCAAGUGAUAAUCCAUUGAUAAUGCUUCCAUCGGACCCACGGAAGCGGCGCAACAACGCCAACUCCGUAGCUGUCAACGCUGAAUCCACGAACAAGAUCCGCCGCCCCUCCUCCCACACUGUCCUCUCCGUCGCCAACGCCGGCGAUACAUCCUCUUUCGACGACCCUUCCACCGCUGACGUCAUUCUUCGUCUUUUCACUGACAAAUCAAUCGCCGCCAUCGACUCCGAACCCUUUGAACACUCGGACGAACACGAUGUCGUUAUCUACCUUCACUCCCACGUCCUUCGUCGAUGUAAUUACUUUGCGGCCUUACUCUCCAAUCGCUGGCAAAACAAUAACGACGCAACCGAGGACUCUGAUAAAUUCAUUCGCCUCAAUUUGGGAGUUUCUUCGAGUCGGGACUCCAUCGGUAAGCAUUUGAUUGUACUUAAACUGCUCUACACAGAGGAUUAUGGCACGGUCAUCGACUCCGCCUCCACUGCUCUCGACAUCCUCCCCAUUGCUUUGGAGUUGCUAUUCGAGGAUUGUGUCAAGAGCUGCGUCAGAUUCCUCGAAGCGGUGCCGUGGAACGAAGAUGAAGAGAAGCGAGUUUUGAGUUUGGUUCCGUUUCUCUGUCAGGAAGAAUCAAAGGAGCUCCUGGCUAGGCUUUCCCCUACGAAGGACGAUUGCUGCGAGGAAAUGCUCCAUGGUUUAAUUGUGGAGGCCAUAAAUAGCCAUCCCAACGUGGCUCUUGUCAAGGCGUUCGUCGCGAAGCUGUUGAGGGAUUUCUCUUCGAGGGAGUCGGCGAGGAGGGUAUUGGAUAGGGCAUUCGAGACAAGCUUGAAGAUUGUCAAGGAAUCCUUGGAGGAGUACUCGAGUCCGGAUUUUAGAGGGGAUCAUAAUGAGACGGAGGCCAUACAGAGAUUGAAUCUGCACACGGCAAUGACAAACGGAAGGCACUUGCUAUGGUUGGUGGAGAGGAUGCUUGAGCUGAGGGUGGCUGAUACCGCUGUGAAGGAGUGGAGCGAACAGGCUUCGUUCACAUCGGAUUUGCAGCGUGCUUUUAGGGAUGAUGCGUGGAGGAAUAUAGUUCCUGGUCUGCCUGCUGUUGUGCUUCGUUGCACUUGCAAGCUUGCCAGUGCCGUGGCUACUGGAUCCAUUGUGGCUGAUAGGCAGGUGAGGACUAGGCUUGUUAAAGAGUGGCUUCCUAUCCUGAUUGUUUGCAGAGAGAAUGUAUCCACCAAACUGCCCAGUCUUAAGACACUGUACCUAGAGCUGGAAGAAGCAUUCCUAAGGAUUAUUUCUACGUUGCCCAUGCCCGAUUCACAGAAGUUGUUGCAGCAAUGCCUUAGCUUCUCAACUCGAAAUGUUGAAGAUUGCCCCCAUUUGGUCACGGCUUUCAAUACAUGGUUCCGCCGAGCUUCGUGGCCUCCCCAGUUAAACAACCUUGAUUAAAGCAGUGUCUAUGUGGUGGUUAAUGAACUGUUGACCUCUUUUGUUGCUUGUCCCGACUUCAGAGAGGUUUCUCAAAUAUUGUGCAUAUUGAACAGACUUUUGGGGCAAGUGUGUGGAUGUUCCUUACUUCCUUGAAGCAUUGCCAUCUUGCACUGCCUUGUGUUUUUGGCAGUUCGAGUCAAUAUUUCAUUACUGCUUUCUUGCUGCACAGUCGAUGGAGCUUUUUUGUGAAUAAUGUAGUUGAUGUAUAUAUGUGUUUAUUUGAACUCAUCGUUGUAUACUAGUCUAAAGUCUUAAGAAUAGUUCUAUUACUUGGAUAGCAGCAACUGGAAACAUGGCUUGUCUCGGCCGUUUGGGAAUCUCUAGAUUGACAAGAAAACCUCAAACUGA